AUGACCAAAAUAAGCGUGCCUAACGAAGUAGCACUAAUAAAUAAUAAUAAUAAUCGUUCGGUUGUAGCACCAUUUCUCUGCCUAGCUGCCACGCCAACGAUAGGAGGCAUGACAGCUGGGACACUGCCAGGUUGCUCAAGCUUAGACAAAAGCAGUCGAGAUGCAGCGGUCGGGUUCGAACCGCGGACCUUCCGGCCAGAAACUCUUCGCGAAAUACAAUCACACUCGCAGAUACUUUUUGAGGGGUGCCAGCUUGGCACGGAGGAAGCACCUAUUCAACUGCGCACUGACGAUGUCUCCUUGACUGGGGACGAAACGUUUGCAAGCCAAUUGCCAAGCUCGGCGAACGGAUCAACUGCCAUCCGAUCAGCCACCAGUAAACACACCCGAUCUACCUAUAUUUCGACACAUUGA
This is a messenger RNA of Opisthorchis viverrini, 414 nucleotides long. RefSeq lists its product as hypothetical. Lineage: Eukaryota; Metazoa; Platyhelminthes; Trematoda; Opisthorchiida; Opisthorchiidae. The record is from RefSeq and is a predicted model, not a curated record. The transcript is spliced from 3 exons. The coding region runs from base 1 to 414 and encodes 137 amino acids.